GAGACGAGAGGGACAACCAGUGAAAAUGAGGUGGAGGAAGUGAACUUCGUGUAUUGUAAAGACGGGACAAUGGAGCGCGGAGUGAAGCAGUAUCCAGCUGUCCAUGCGGGAGUCAUUUGUAGAGCGUUCGUGAAUGGCUACUGCAGAUUUGGAUCAAGGUGUCAUUAUCUUCAUCAUUGGUCAGCAAUACCAUCAACUCAAAUAUGCAGAUACUUCCAAAAAGGUGCAUGCUGGUAUGGUGGCCGCUGCAGAUAUCUCCAUGUUCUUCAGUCUGAUGGUGAUGCAGCUGUUGCCAGUAGAAGGGGUUCAGCACCCCAUGUCAACUCCUCUUGUGUUGGAAAUGUAUUGCCCAGCCGACGAGGGUCUGAGCCCGUGCUCUCUCAAGCCGAAAUGGUGUCUAGCCAAGAGCACAGAGCUUCUGUAUUUAAUGUAUCACAUCUUACGACGACGACAAACCUCUUUGAGGAGAGGUCACGAGAGCAUCUACCUCAGCAGGGUGCUGAAUCUAAUCCAAAAACACUCCAGGAAUCACAGAGCUCAGUGACUGUAGCAGGUGCAUCACAUCGCAGCAGUCAGCAGGAGACUUUAUUGGAUAAGACUGCAGAGGCUGGUGCUGCUGCGUUCUCCUCUCGUGACCAGAGACAAACUGAGGCCUUCCUCCAGAGUAAAGAUGUGACCUGUGGCAUCUGCAUGGAGAAGGUCUAUGACAAGAUGAGUCCAGACGCACGCCGCUUCGGCGUCCUGCCAAACUGCAAUCAUUCUUACUGUUUAGAAUGCAUUGUUACUUGGAGGAAAACCAAAGACUUGCAAGAGGAAGUAAUAAAGAGCUGCCCACAAUGCAGAGUGAAGUCUGCUUUUUAUGUCCCUCACAAUUACUGGGUUGAAGGUCAGGCAAAAGAAGCCCUCAUUACUACCUUCAAAGAGAAAUGCAGUAAAAGAAGAUGUGUUUAUUAUAUGCGACACGGAUGUUGCCCUUUCAAGUCGGAAUGCAUUUACUGGCAUGAUAAAUCUCAACGGCGCCGCACGUCGCAGUCGCGUCGUACGGAGGAUGUAGAAAACUUGGACGGCCAACAGCUACUUGAUUUUGUCAUUGCCAUGACCCUCCUCUGGGACUUGGAGGAUGAUGAUGACGACGAUGAUGAUUCUGAUGAAUUCUUCCUAAGCGAGUUCUUCUGAAUGUCAUAGCUCACUUUUCCCCCCACUGUUCUCAAGGACUAAAGAGGGCCCCCAUUUUCUGUGCCCCAGAAAAUUAUGCCAUUUUUGUUUGAUUCUAGAAUUGCUUUCUCCCUUUAAAAACUGAAUCUCUUCAUCGGUCAUUCUUUAGAUGCAAGCUCUCAGGUGACAAGCUGACUAACACGAGCUUGCAAGUUUAAUGACCUUUUUGUGCUUGAAGAACGAGCGAUUAUUUGAAUCUUUGGCUUUGACGGGAAGGGUCUCAUAGUAGUUGAAGAUGGUUAGUUUUAUAAUGAGUUUUGUGGCAUCAAUUACUCUGUUACUGUAGAUUUGUAGAUAUAUGGUUCAUUCGUUCACCAAAUAUGCAGUUUGUUUUAAAAGAUGGCACAUUUUUAAUUCUCAUGUUAUGAAGAUCUAAUGUCAGAUUUUAUCAUUUUCAUUUUGUAAAAGUUUGUAUGCAUACACAAAUGAAUAAACAAUUGUUUCACAUUUUGCU
Molecule: messenger RNA, 1669 nt
Organism: Lampris incognitus (smalleye Pacific opah)
Lineage: Eukaryota; Metazoa; Chordata; Actinopteri; Lampriformes; Lampridae
Gene: mkrn4
Product: makorin, ring finger protein, 4
Exons: 9
Coding region: 70-1176 (368 amino acids)
Biological process (GO): protein polyubiquitination
Molecular function (GO): metal ion binding; ubiquitin protein ligase activity
Source: RefSeq, a predicted model, not a curated record